Molecule: messenger RNA, 537 nt
Organism: Lolium perenne
Lineage: Eukaryota; Viridiplantae; Streptophyta; Magnoliopsida; Poales; Poaceae
Source: RefSeq, a predicted model, not a curated record
AUGGUGCAUCAGCACCACCCGCCCCUGUUUCCCCUCCCUGGCCUCAGGCCCAGCCCAGGGAACCACCUGGACUCCCCUCUCUUCCUCAACCAAGCCCAAAAACGGGCAGCCCAACUCCUGCCCCGAAACCCUAGCAACGCCAGGAGAGGAACACGCCCGCGCGGGAGACCUCCCGCUCGAACCCCCUCUUCCCGCGCGCCCCCUUCCCUCGCUGCUGACGCAAGCCCUCACGUCAUCACCCAGCACCGCCCCGACGUCAGCAACUCGCCAUCCAUUGGCCAACGCCACCGCCCUGCUUGGCCAUUGGUCGUGGUCACCGCCCGCUCCCGCCUGCUGCUUCCCCGCCCGCCUAUAAAAGGCGCCCCAGCUCGCUCUCCUCCUCCACACUACCCCUCUCCACCCUCCCAGCUCUCUCACAGAGUACUGAGGAGCUCUGCCCCGCUGCUGCUCGCCGGAGAAAAGCCCCCGCCCGUGGUCACCGCGUGGGUGACGGGCACGAGCUCGGACGCCCCAUCGCUCCCACCUCCCCCUCUCUAG